Suncus etruscus (white-toothed pygmy shrew) is the source of this 2139-nucleotide messenger RNA. It is a transcript of the gene ADRA1D, whose product is annotated as adrenoceptor alpha 1D. The record is from RefSeq and is a predicted model, not a curated record. Gene Ontology annotation, cellular component: membrane. Bases 28 to 1755 code for a protein of 575 amino acids. Gene Ontology annotation, biological process: positive regulation of cytosolic calcium ion concentration; phospholipase C-activating G protein-coupled receptor signaling pathway; adenylate cyclase-activating adrenergic receptor signaling pathway. NCBI's taxonomy places the organism in Eukaryota, Metazoa, Chordata, Mammalia, Eulipotyphla, Soricidae. Gene Ontology annotation, molecular function: alpha1-adrenergic receptor activity. The transcript is spliced from 2 exons.
UCGGACCCCCGACGGCCGCGCCCGGAGAUGACUCUCCGCCACCUGCUGAGCGUGGCUUUGGCGGGGCCCCGGCCGGGCGGCGGCGGCGGCUCCCCCACGGGCGGCUCCCCCACGGGCCCCGGAGGCGCGGCGGGCGCAGCGGGCGGCACGGCGGCCCCGGAGGGCGCAGCGGUGGGCGGCGUGCCGGGCGCGGCGGCGGGCGGCGGCGGCGGCGGCGGGGACAACCGGAGCGCGCCCGGGGACCCCGGGGGCGCGGGCGGCGGCGGCGCGGACGCGGUGAACGGCUCCGGGGCGGCCGUCGGGGGGCUGGCGCUGAGCGCGCAGGGCGUGGGCGUGGGCGUGCUGCUGUCCGUCUUCAUCCUGGCCGCCGUGGCGGGCAACCUGCUGGUGAUCCUGUCGGUGGCCUGCAACCGGCACCUGCAGACGGUCACCAACUACUUCAUCGUGAACCUGGCGGUGGCCGACCUGCUGCUGAGCGCCACGGUGCUGCCCUUCUCGGCCACCAUGGAGGUGCUGGGCUUCUGGGCCUUCGGGCGCGCCUUCUGCGACGUGUGGGCGGCCGUGGACGUGCUGUGCUGCACGGCGUCCAUCCUGAGCCUCUGCACCAUCUCCGUGGACCGCUACGUGGGCGUGCGCCACUCGCUCAAGUACCCGGCCAUCAUGACGGAGCGCAAGGCGGCGGCCAUCCUGGCGCUGCUGUGGGCCGUGGCGCUCGUCGUGUCCGUGGGCCCGCUGCUGGGCUGGAAGGAGCCCGUGCCGCCCGACGAGCGCUUCUGCGGCAUCACCGAGGAGGCGGGCUACGCCGUCUUCUCCUCGCUCUGCUCCUUCUACCUGCCCAUGGCCGUCAUCGUGGUCAUGUACUGCCGCGUGUACGUGGUGGCCCGCAGCACCACGCGCAGCCUCGAGGCGGGCGUCAAGCGCGAGCGCGGCAAGGCCUCGGCCGACGUGGUGCUGCGCAUCCACUGCCGGGGCGCGGGCUCGAGCGCGGCGGGGCCGGCGGCCGCUCCGGGGUCCGGGGCGCACGGGGCCCUGCGCGGCGCCAAGGGCCACCACGCCUUCCGCAGCUCGCUGUCCGUGCGCCUGCUCAAGUUCUCGCGCGAGAAGAAGGCGGCCAAGACGCUGGCCAUCGUCGUGGGGGUCUUCGUGCUCUGCUGGUUCCCCUUCUUCUUCGUCCUGCCGCUGGGUUCCCUGUUCCCGCACCUAAAGCCAUCCGAGGGCGUCUUCAAGGUCAUCUUCUGGCUGGGCUACUUCAACAGCUGCGUGAACCCCCUCAUCUACCCCUGCUCCAGCCGCGAGUUCAAGCGCGCCUUCCUCCGCCUCCUGCGCUGCCAGUGUCGCCGGCGCAGACGCCGCCGGACCCUGUGGCGCGUCUACGGCCACCACUGGCGGGUCCCCAGCCUCGCCACAUCUGUCGGAGGCCCCCGGCCCGAGGAUGCCGACUACGAGGACCCCGGCCCUGCCACCGCGCCCCCCGGGGCCCCGCUGGCCCUCACCGCGCCGCCCUUGGCCCCUGCCGCCCCCGACCCCGACCCCGACGGGCCCAAGCCCCCCUGCGCCCUCCGGGAGUGGCGGCUGCGUGCGCCCUGGUUGCGCGCCAAGGUGUCCAGCCUGUCGCACAAGCUCCGCGCGGGGAGCGCACCGCGCGCGGAGCGCCCCGAGGUGGAGGCUGUGUCCUUGGAUGUCCCCCAGGACGGCGCUGCAGGAGCCCCCUACGACCUGGCUGACUACGGGGACCUCAGGGAGACGGACAUCUAAGGACCCGAGGACCCGAAGAGGGUGUGAAAGGGGUGAAGGCAAAGAAAUGGGGAACCAAAGAGUCGGCCAGGUGUGGACUUGAUUUUGAUCCAUGCCACCACAGUGAUGGGGGAACCAGCGCCAUCCCUAAGAACUGAGUCCAACUGGGCUCAAGAGACAGUGAAGGGACAUUCAGAACACAGUGGCCCACCCCUGAGGCUCUACAGUGGGGAGGAGGGGGUGUGGGGUGUUUGCUUUGUGUCAUUCUUUGAAACCCACUGCCCAUCCAUGAGCUGAGCCCUAGCGACACAGGCCUGCCCCUCUGUUGGUAGGGGCAGAGCCUCCCUGUCCCCCCAAUGUCUCCCCACAAGAAUCAGUCCAUGGGGACUGUGUCUCCAUGGACUU